AUGGCCUUGAGAGAUGAAAUGAUUCAAUUCGCUUCCGCUGGCGGUCUACGUUUAUGCAAGUGGUUCAGUAACACUGUUGACUUGCUUUCUAGGCUAGACCAAUCGGAUCACGGUUUAGUGAUAGAGUUUCCAUUUGAUAAUUCCUCAGGUUUUAAAGUUCUUGGAAUUUUAUGGAGUCCUUCAGAUGAUGCAUUUUGUUUUCACAUUAAUGAAAUUCAGGACAAGAUUCCUACAAAACGCUCAAUAUUAUCUGCAGUUUCGAAGUUAUAUGGCCCUAUGGGCUGGUUAGCUUCAGUUACCAUCGUUGCAAAAAUUUUAAUGCAAAAACUCUGGCUACAUAAACUAGAUAGGGAUGAUACGCUUCCCUCCGACCUUAUAAAAGAAUGGUAUGAUUUUCGCUCAAAAUUACCUGCAUUAUCGCGCAUUUCAAUUCCUAGAUGGACUUCUUGUGGUAGCAAUACAAAGUCUAUUGAAAUACAUGGCUUUUCCGAUGCAUCUCGCCUCGCUUAUUGCGCGGUUGUCUAUUCACGCAUCAUUUCUGAAUCAGGUUACAUUGUAGUUAAACUUCUUAUUGCUAAAACAAAAGUUGCCCCAAUCAAGACUGUGGGUAUUCCACAUCUUGAACUAUGUACUGCUAUCCUGUUGACAAGGCUCAUUCCAUUCGUAGUCAGUUUUUUUCAAUGGUUUGGAGGGCUUAUUUUCUGUUGGGCAGAUUCUUCGAUAGUCCUUAGUUGA
This is a messenger RNA of Belonocnema kinseyi, 735 nucleotides long. RefSeq lists its product as uncharacterized. The transcript has a single exon. The record is from RefSeq and is a predicted model, not a curated record. Bases 1 to 735 code for a protein of 244 amino acids. Lineage: Eukaryota; Metazoa; Arthropoda; Insecta; Hymenoptera; Cynipidae.